Messenger RNA from Phodopus roborovskii (desert hamster), 1955 nucleotides. It is a transcript of the gene Cxxc5, whose product is annotated as CXXC finger protein 5. The coding region runs from base 43 to 990 and encodes 315 amino acids. NCBI's taxonomy places the organism in Eukaryota, Metazoa, Chordata, Mammalia, Rodentia, Cricetidae. Gene Ontology annotation, molecular function: methyl-CpG binding; zinc ion binding. Gene Ontology annotation, cellular component: nucleus. The transcript is spliced from 2 exons. The record is from RefSeq and is a predicted model, not a curated record.
UGUAGGCUCUCCCAGCAGUGGGGUCUGGGCCUCAACCCCACCAUGUCGAGCCUCGGCGGUGGCUCCCAGGACGCCAGUGGCAGCACCACCACCACCACCAAUAGCAGCAGUGGCAGUGGCCCAAAGGCAGGAGGAACAGACAAAAGUACCACAGUGGCUGCGGCUACACCAGCCUCGGUGGCAGACGACGCCCCACCCCCUGAGCGUCGGAACAAGAGUGGCAUCAUCAGCGAACCCCUCAACAAGAGCCUGCGACGGUCCCGCCCACUCUCCCACUACUCUUCCUUUGGUAGCAGUGGCGGCAGCGGAAGCCUGAUAGGUGGGGAGUCUGCGGAGAAGGCCGCCGCGGCCGCGGCCUCCCUAUUGGCCAAUGGUCAUGACCUGGCUGCGGCCAUGGCAGUGGACAAAAGCAACCCUACCUCAAAGCACAAAAGUGGUGCUGUGGCUAGCCUGCUGAGCAAGGCGGAGCGGGCUACGGAGCUGGCAGCCGAGGGACAGCUGACGCUGCAGCAGUUCGCACAGUCCACAGAGAUGCUGAAGCGCGUGGUGCAGGAGCACCUGCCGCUGAUGAGCGAGGCAGGUGCUGGCCUGCCUGACAUGGAGGCUGUGGCUGGCGCCGAUGCCCUUAAUGGCCAGUCCGACUUCCCCUACCUGGGCGCUUUCCCCAUCAAUCCAGGCCUCUUCAUCAUGACCCCAGCUGGUGUGUUCCUGGCCGAGAGUGCGCUGCACAUGGCUGGCCUGGCCGAGUACCCCAUGCAGGGAGAGCUGGCUUCUGCCAUCAGCUCAGGCAAGAAGAAGCGGAAACGCUGCGGCAUGUGUGCGCCCUGCCGGCGGCGCAUCAACUGCGAGCAGUGCAGCAGUUGUAGGAACCGAAAGACUGGCCAUCAGAUUUGCAAAUUCAGAAAGUGUGAGGAACUCAAAAAGAAGCCUUCCGCCGCUCUGGAGAAGGUGAUGCUUCCGACGGGAGCUGCCUUCCGGUGGUUUCAGUGACGGCCGGGAACCCAAAGCUGCCCUCUCCGUGCAAUGUCACUGCUCGUGUGGUCUCCGGCAAGGGAUUCGGGCGAAGACAAACGGAUACACCCGUCUUUAGAACCAAAAAUAUUCUCUCACAGAUUUCAUUCCUGUUUUUAUAUAUAUAUUUUUUUUGUUGUCAUUUUAACAUCUCCACGUCCCUAGUAUAAAAAGAAAAAGAAAAAAAUUUAACUGCUUUUUCAGAAGAAGAACAACAACAAAAGAGGUAAAGACAAAUCUAUAAAGUACCGAGACUUCCUGGGCAAAGAAUGGACAAUCAGUCUCCUUCCUGUGUCAAUGUCGAUGUUGUCUGUGCGGGAGAUGCCGUUUUUGUGUAGAGAAUGUAAAUUUUCUGUAACCUUUUGCAAUCUAGUUACUAAUAAGCACUACUGUAAUUUAGCACAGUUUUAACUCCGCUCUCAUUUUUAACUUCCUUUGAUUCUUUCCAACCAUGAAAUAGUGCAUAGUUUGCCUGGAGAAUCCACUCACGUUUAUAAAGAGAAUGUCGAUGGCACCGUGUAGAAGCCCCUCUGUACCCAUCCACGUGUGCAGAGCCGCAGUCAGAGCCCACUGGGACUGGGAGUUCCUGGCCCAGGCCCGGCCAUGUUGCACCCACCGUCCCCUGGCUGGGAUCCCCCACCCCAACAGUGACGGAUUUUGGAGAGAUGAAAAUUCUAUUCAUUCGUUGAUCCACUGAGAUCUGGGGAGCCCACAUCUCAAUCCUGGCUACUUCCCCUAGAGAAAAUAAGCCCUCCUUUUUCCAUCUUGCUCACAGCAACAGAAGAAAGGGCUUCUCCUCGUGGUCCCCUGCUUAUCGGUAGUAGGUGCCCAAGGGGCUCCCCGCCUGUGGCCAGCUCCCUGCCGAGGAACAUGCUGUUUGUAUUGUUUUAGGAGACCAGGCUGUUUUGUGAAUAAAACUGAAUGCAUGUUUGUGUCAUGAUGAA